Schistosoma spindalis is the source of this 961-nucleotide messenger RNA. NCBI's taxonomy places the organism in Eukaryota, Metazoa, Platyhelminthes, Trematoda, Strigeidida, Schistosomatidae. The record is from the annotation of a GenBank genome assembly.
UUGAUGAGCAGUAAUGUAAGUGAAGCAGUCAUUCAUGAUCCGCCCAGUGAUCCAGAAAUGUCCACUCCAAAAACAUGCCCAGUAAUGGAUCCAAACCCCAUUAUCAUUGAAACAGCAUGUACAGACAGUGAUGUAUCCAGCUCACAAAAGGACGCCCUGCUAAAUGUCCAUGUAAGUGUCGCAGUAACCGCCCAUGAAACAGAAAACAAAUCGUGCAGUACACUGAAUGCAGCUGCACCAAAUGAAGCUCAUCAUUCCGCGAUAGAAGUUCCUGACGAAUCUAAUCGCGAUUCCCUUGAUUUGCCAGAAAAUAUGUCAUAUGUGUCAAAUAAUGAUCAACAACCUGAUUCCGUUUUGAUGGACGCUGAUUUUCAUAGCGAUCCACUAUCUACUAGUGAUAUUCUUGAUAAAUUUGAUGAUAAUCUUUUCGAAGAAUCAAAACACGAUGACCUCAUGUCAAGCGUCAUUCACCCUCACCACUUAGUCAUGCUCAGUCGAUUUCUUGUGCGCUGCGACAAAUAUAUUUUAAUUAAAGUCAGAUCAAUUGUAUUUUGGGUAUAUGAGGACCCAACAUUGUUUCGUGGGGGAGGAUGGACCCGAGAAACUUAUAUUCCGGAUAUCAGGUCCGGGUCUUCAAAGAAGGGGAGGUGUUGGGGUAUUCAGAAAAUACCCCAGAAAUUAUCUAAUGCUAUUCCUGAAUGAGAAGUAGUGUCAUUUCCCCAUUGGUCAACAUUCUUCCAACGUGUCAUCUCCUUAUUGGUCAAUAUUUAUUUGUGUCAUUUCCUGAAGGUUAAAUCUUGUACAAUGUUACUUUCUAUUUAUGGUACGAUGUAGUCUGUUUGUUUGGUAUAUAAACAGUGUAUGUUUGAAAUAUAACGAUUCAUAUCUCCGAGGUUGAGACUUGUGUUCUGGACUCAAUUGGCUGGGCUAGACAGGGAAGCAGGACCAAUCAGAGCUCUAG